Messenger RNA from Anolis sagrei ordinatus, 9961 nucleotides. RefSeq names its product pecanex 1 (gene PCNX1). Lineage: Eukaryota; Metazoa; Chordata; Lepidosauria; Squamata; Anolidae. The record is from RefSeq and is a predicted model, not a curated record. Gene Ontology annotation, cellular component: membrane.
CUCCCGGGGCUGUCGCGAGGCGGCAACAACGGCGGGCAGCGGUUGUCCCCGGCCUCGCAGGGCGGAUAGAGUGCGGGCGGGGCCGGGUCGGGGUCGGUGCCGGGGCCGGGCCGCCAUGGGCUCCCAGGUGCUGCAGAUCCUGCGCCAAGGCGUGUGGGCGGCUCUGAGCGGCGGGUGGUACCAGGACCCGCACCAGGGCGCCGGGGUGAACGCGCUCCACCUCUACCUGUGGCUCUUCUUGCUCGGCUUCCCCUUCACCCUCUACAUGGCUCUUCCUUCUUCCAUGGUCAUAGUAGCAAUCUACUGCCCAGUGAUAGCAGCUCUUUUCAUUGUUCUGAAGAUGGUAAACUACCGUCUGCACAGAGCACUUGAUGAAGGUGAGAUUGUGGAGAGGAAUGCCAGUGAACGCAUGGACAGGGGUGCAAAAACAGAAAUAGAUAAUUCUCCUGCCAGGAGAAAGGACAGCAAUGGGCCUAGCGAUCCUGGCGGAGGGAUUGAGAUGUCAGAAUUUGUUCGAGAAGCCACUCCACCAGUAGGUUGCAGUUCAAGAAAUUCCUUUGCUGGCCUUGAUCUGAACAACCAGAUUGGAUCUGGUUUAUCUCGUCGUGGAACAGCAGCUACAAUUAAAGGUGAUACAGACACUGCAAAGACAUCUGAUGAUAUCAGCCUGAGUCUGGGCCAGAGUUCUAGUCUCUGUAAAGAUGGAAGUGAAGAGCAGGAUUUGGCAGCUGAUCGGAAGACUUUCCAUCUGGUCUCCAUCGAUUCCUUUGUGUCCAUUCAGCCGUCAUUGGCAUCGGCACAGGAAUUGCCACGGGACUGCAGUGACAAAGUGUCUCUCUCUAAUAACCACCACAUAGACCAGUCUUUGUCUAACGCAUGUGACACUGAAGUGGCUUCUCUUGUGCCCCUGCAUUCACACUCCUAUCGAAAAGAACACAGGCCACGAGGGGUGCCAAGGACUUCAAGUUCAGCAGUUGCUUUUCCAGAUGCUUCACUAAAUGACUUUCCCAUCUAUCAGCAAAGACGAGGGCUGGAUACAGUCAGUGAGUUGGAAGCUUCUAAGCCCCGAUUGGGAUCCAAAGAAUCUUUAGCUGAAAACUCCUGUAUUUCUGGUGUCUUUCAGCUGGAAGAUAUUCUAAAGUGUAGCAGCCCACAAUUGCUGGCCAAAAGCAGCAAGAGUAAAUCGUUACAAGCUGACAAAAGUGUGGAUAGUCUCAGAAGCUUGAGUACUCGAAGUAGUGGCUCAACAGAGAGCUAUUGUAGUGGGACUGAUCGAGAUACAAUCAGUACCGUCAGCAGCUACAAAAGUGAGCAGACAAGCUCCACGCACAUAGAGAGUGUAUUGUCUGAACAUGAAGAGUCACCCAAAGAAGAGAAGACAAGCAGCAAGAAAAAAGAUUACUCUGUUGAUUCUGAUGAUUGUAGUUUUGCGACUGACAAAAGGACUAGCAGUGAAAGAACUGUAGAAAUGAAUGCUACCAGUUGCAUUCAGGAGGAAGGAGCAUUGAAUGCAUUACAGGAGAUGCACAAUCAGAGAUCCCUUAGCACCUCAAUUUCAGAAGAGGCAAACAAAAAUCCUCAUGCAAAUGAACUGUCAACACAGGCAGACCUGCUUCCUGGAAAACCUGCUGAGAAAAGAGACGAGCAGAAAGAGAAAUCUUCCCUGGUGGAUUCAAGGACUUGUAAGGAGACAGUUGGAAAACAGAAAGAGGGGGAUGUACGUCCAAAAUCAUGUAGCUUAAUUCAUCGAACAGCUUCAGCUCACAAAUCCAGCAGAAGAAGGACAGGGAAAAAACGAGCUAGUAGUUUUGACACCAGCCGACAUAAGGAAUAUAUUUCCUUCCGAGGUGUAUCCGGUACCAAACCACACAGUGCAGUUUUUUGCCAUGAGGAGGACUCAAGUGAUCAAAGUGACUUGAGCAGGACUUCAAGUAUGCAGUCAGCCCACCAGUUCAGCAGUGAUAGCUCUUCCAGCACCACCUCCCAUUCUUGCCAGUCUCCUGAGGGAAAAUACAAUGCCCUAAAGACCAAAUAUAUUGCAAAAGAAAAGGGCACAGACUUGGAAAACUCUUACAAAAUGCACUUGAGCUGUGAGGCAAAUGGCAAAAAACAUUCAACACGACGGACUUCCAACACAAAUAGUGCCAAGAGUCGUAUCAGGGUAUUAAGUCUGGACAGUAGUACUGUAGCCUGUUUGAAUGAUCCAAAUCUAACAAUGCCAGAUACCAUAAAACAGCUAACAACUUCUAAAUCUGAUUUAGAGGCGAAAGAGGGAGAGGUGCUUGAUGAGCUAUCUCUGUUGGGAAGGGCUUCACAUCUAGAAUCAGUCACUCGCUCUAGGAAUAGCUUACCAAGUCAGAGUAUGUUUGCUGAAGGGGAAGAGCAUGAACAGGGAAGUGUUGCAGCACAAGCCAGUGAGGAGGCGGUCACAGUUCGUCGUGAACGCAGCACAUUUAGGCGUCAGGCAGUACGGCGCCGUCACAAUGCAGGGAGUAACCCUACCCCUCCUUCAUUGCUCAUCGGCUCACCCCUCAGCCUUCAAGAUGUUCAGCAAGGGCAGCAGUCCACAGCCCAAGUCAGAGUCCAGUCCCGCCCCCAUUCCCAGGCUGCUGUGCUCAGCGCUAGUGCCUCCUUGCUGGUGAGAAAUGGGAGUGUCCACUUAGAAGCAACACAUGACAAUGCAUCUGCUGUCGGCAGCAGCAGUUUGCACGAUGAACUUGGUAAGUUCAGUUCUACACUGUACGAGACGGGGGGCUGCGAUAUGUCACUUGUGAAUUUUGAACCAGUUGGAAGAAGAACAUCUAAUAUCUGUGACACGGACUCUCAUGUAUCAAGUUCUACCUCAGUUCGUUUUUAUCCACAUGAUUUACUUUCCCUCCCCCAGAUCAGACUGAAUAGGCUGUUGACCAUAGAUACUGAUCUUCUGGAGCAUCAAGACAUUGACCUAAGCUCUGAUCUGCAGGACCAUCUACAGCCUCAGGAGGAAGCAGCCCAAAAAGUCAAACACUAUUACCGCUUUUGGAUCCUGCCCAAGAUUUGGAUUGGCAUUAAUUUUGAUAGGCUGACUCUUUUGGCUUUGUUUGACAGGAAUCGUGAAAUCCUUGAAAAUGUGUUAGCUGUCAUUCUGGCAAUUCAAGUGGCUUUCUUGGGUUCUGUGCUCCUCAUAGAGGGUUUCUUCAAGGAUAUCUGGGUCUUCCAAUUUUGUCUAGUGAUUGCUAGCUGCCAGUAUUCCUUGCUUAAGAGUGUCCAACCAGAUUCUUCAUCACCUCGCCAUGGUCAUAACCGAAUCAUAGCCUAUAGCAGGCCUGUUUACUUCUGCAUAUGCUGCAGUCUCAUUUGGCUGUUGGAUUAUGGCAGCAAGAGCACUUUUACUGCAAGGUUCCAACUUUAUGGAAUGGCUUUCACUAAUCCAAUUAUAUUGCUUUCAGCAAGGGACUUGAUUAUAGUGUUUACACUAUGUUUUCCUAUAGUCUUCUUCAUUGGUCUUCUGCCACAAGUGAACACAUUUUUGAUGUACCUCUGUGAACAGUUAGAUAUUCAUGUCUUUGGUGGAAAUGCUACCACAAGCCUGCUUGCAGCCCUUUACAGUUUUAUCUGUAGUAUUGUGGCAGUAGCAUUAUUGUAUGGAUUGUGUUAUGGUGCCCUAAAGGAUUCUUGGGAUGGUCAACAUAUUCCAGUGCUAUUUUCAGUAUUCUGCGGUAUGUUAGUGGCAAUAUCAUAUCAUCUGAGCAGACAAAGUAGUGACCCUUCUGUUCUUUUCUCUCUAGUGCAAUCAAAACUUUUUCCUUCAUCAGAAGAUAAAAAUCCAGAGGAUCCUUUAUCUGAAGUUAAAGAUCCAUUACCUGAAAAACUUAGAAAUUCAGUGAGUGAACGUUUACAAUCUGAUCUUGUUAUAUGCAUAGUCAUCGGAGUGCUUUACUUUGCAAUUCAUGUUAGCACAGUAUUCACAGUUUUGCAGCCUAUCUUGAGCUAUGUUCUUUAUGCUCUGGUGGGAUCGGUAGGUUUUAUAACCCAUUAUGUUCUGCCUCAACUCCGGAAGCAGCUCCCUUGGCACUGUUUUUCUCAUCCAUUGUUGAAAACCAAGGAAUACUAUCAAUUUGAAGUUCGCAAUGCAGCUCAUUUGAUGUGGUUUGAGAAACUUCAUAUUUGGCUUCUUUUUGUGGAGAAGAAUAUUAUCUACCCUUUAAUAGUCCUCAAUGAGCUCAGCAGUAGUGCAAAGGCUAUUGCUAGUCCAAAAAGACUGGAUACAGAACUUGGUGCUUUAAUGAUUACUAUAGCUGGCAUGAAGCUGUUGCGUUCCUCUUUCAGCAAUCCAACCUACCAGUAUGUUACUGUCAUUUUCACAGUGCUUUUCUUUACAUUUGACUACAAACGUUUCUCGGAGACUAUGCUGCUAGACAUGUUCUUCAUGUCCAUACUCUUUAGCAAGCUUUGGGAGCUUUUUUACAAGUUGAGAUUUGUGUAUACUUAUAUUGCCCCAUGGCAAAUUACAUGGGGAUCUGCUUUCCAUGCAUUUGCCCAGCCUUUUGCAGUGCCGCAUUCUGCAAUGCUUUUUGUUCAAGCAGUUGUGUCUGCAUUUUUCUCUACCCCACUAAAUCCUUUUCUGGGAAGUGCAAUAUUCAUCACAUCUUAUGUCAGACCUGUCAAGUUCUGGGAGAGAGACUACAACACAAAGCGAGUGGACCACUCAAACACAAGACUGGCUUCCCAGCUUGAUAGGAAUCCAGGUUCAGAUGAUAAUAACUUGAAUUCCAUCUUUUAUGAACAUCUAUCUCGGUCCCUUCAGCACAGCCUGUGUGGAGAUCUGCUCCUUGGGCGAUGGGGGAAUUACAGCACUGGAGACUGCUUUAUUCUUGCUUCUGACUACCUCAAUGCACUAGUACACAUUAUAGAGAUAGGCAACGGUUUGGUUACUUUCCAACUCAGAGGGCUUGAAUUUAGAGGAACCUAUUGUCAGCAACGAGAAGUAGAAGCCAUAACUGAGGGUGUAGAAGAAGACGAAGGGUUUUGUUGCUGUGAACCUGGUCAUAUCCCUCACAUGUUAUCUUUCAAUGCUGCCUUUGGCCAGCGUUGGCUGGCUUGGGAAGUCCUUGUCACAAAGUAUGUCUUGGAGGGCUACAGCAUCACCGACAACAGUGCUGCUUCCAUGCUUCAAGUAUUUGACCUGAGGAAAAUACUCACUACUUACUAUGUCAAGGGUAUCAUCUAUUAUGUAACAUCUUCUCCAAAGCUAGAGGAAUGGUUAUCAAAUGAAACAAUGCAAGAAGGACUGCAGCAGUGUGCAGACCAAAAUUAUGUUGAUGUGGACCCUACAUUUAAUCCUAAUAUUGAUGAGGAUUAUGACCACCGGCUCGCGGGAAUCUCCAGAGAGAGUUUUUGUGUCAUUUACCUUAAUUGGAUAGAAUAUUGCUGCUCUCAGAGAGAAAAGCCUCUGAAUGCAGAUAAAGAUUCUUCUCUAGUCACUCUUUGCUAUGGACUCUGUGUUCUUGGUCGGAGAGCUCUGGGAACUGCUUCACAUCAUAUGUCUAGUAAUCUGGAAUCCUUCCUGUAUGGACUUCAUGCAUUGUUUAAAGGAGACUUUCGAAUUUCAUCAAUUCGAGAUGAAUGGAUAUUUGCAGACAUGGAGUUGUUGAGGAAAGUUGUUGUCCCAGGAAUACGCAUGUCAUUAAAACUGCAUCAGGACCAUUUCACUUCUCCAGAUGAAUAUGAUGACCCUGCCAUUCUCUAUGAAGCAAUCACAUCCCAUGAACAAAAUCUGGUUAUAGCUCAUGAGGGGGACCCUGCUUGGAGGAGUGCUGUCCUUUCCAAUUCUCCCUCCUUGCUUGCCCUUCGCCAUGUGAUGGAUGAUGGCACCAAUGAAUACAAAAUUAUCAUGCUAAACAGGCGCUAUCUAAUUUUCCGAGUUAUUAAAGUGAAUAAGGAGUGUGUGCGUGGCCUUUGGGCUGGACAGCAGCAGGAGCUGGUCUUCUUGCGUAAUCGCAACCCGGAAAGAGGGAGCAUCCAAAAUGCCAAGCAGGCAUUGAGAAACAUGAUAAACUCAUCUUGCGAUCAACCAAUUGGAUACCCGAUCUAUGUUUCACCCCUGACUACAUCUUACUCAGACAGUCAUGAGCAACUCAAAGAGAUUCUUGGAGGUGCUAUUAGUUUUGGAAACAUUAAGAACUUCAUAGUAUCUACGUGGCAUAGGUUAAGAAAAGGCUGUGGUGCUGGCUGCAACAGUGGAGGAAACAUUGAAGACUCAGAUGCUGGAGGUGGAGCCUCUUGCACAAGUAACAGUGCAACUGCCAAUGACUCUCAGAGCAAUGUAUCUCAAGGAGGAGGAGGGAAUAUAACAGUUGGACCAGUACCUGGAACAGGACUGCAUCCUCCUAUCACAUCUCACCCUGCUACUCUGGGCACCAGCCAUAGUGCUCACUCUGUGCAGUCCAGCCUUGUCAGACAUUCCCCUGCCCGUGCCUCUGUUGCCAGCCAGUCAUCUUAUUGCUACAGCAGUCGUCAUUCAUCACUCCGCACCUCUACCACUGGCUUUGUGCCUUGCCGGCGCUCGUCCACCAGCCAGCUCUCCCUUCGUAACCUCCCAUCAUCCAUCCAGUCACGUCUAUCCAUGGUGAACCAAAUGGAACCUGCUAGCCAGACGGGGGCUGUCAGCGUGCAGCAUGGCUUGCCUUCUUCAAGCAGCUCCAGCCAAAGCAUCCCAGCCUGCAAACAGCAUGCCCUGGUUGGCUUUCUAGGGACUGAUGGAAUGAAUAAUAGUACAGAUAUGCAAGCAGGCACAAAUGUGAGCCCUGUAAUCCAGCCACAAACCAAAAGGGAUGAUGUUGUUUACAGAAUCCAGAUAACUGAUACCAGCCAAGUACUGGAAGGGAUCAACUUGUCUAAAAGAAAAGAACUGCAGUGGCCAGAUGAAACGAUAAGGUUAAAAGCUGGAAGAAACAGCUGGAAAGACUGGAGUCCUCAGGAAGGCAUGGAAGGCCAUGUGAUUCACCGAUGGGUGCCUUGCAGCAGAGAUCCAGGGACUAGAUCUCACAUAGACAAAACCAUACUGCUGGUCCAGAUUGAAGACAAAUACGUUGCUGUGAUUGAAACUGGAGUUCUGGAACUAGGGGCUGAAGUAUGACCCGCUUUUCAUAGUUAACUUCUUGUCCGUUUCCAAAAAGCUUAAAAAUGAGGUGCAAAUUUCAAGAGGAUGUUUCUGAUGCCUCAAGUAAUAGGAAAAGACUUGAAAAACAACUGGGUGGGUGUGUCAGCCUCUGGCUGAAAUAAGCAAGAAGCUGAGCUGCUGAGGAAAAACAUUGUGCAUGAAGGGUAAACACAACAUAUCUUUGUUUUAUACUUUAUUUUAUGCAUUGCAAUGCUUUGAAAGAAUCCAGCAUUUUCCAGUUUUAAAAAAGGAACAUCUCAUUUUAAAAAAAAAAAGUUUUGCCAAAAAUGGCCAUAUGUUGUCACAGUAAUGUAGACUCUGUUUGUUCUUUCUUUUUUUAAAUACCUGAAAAGGAUACACAUUUUGAGUUCAGUGUAAAGCAGAAUUGAGAAUUUGUUCAUGGCAAGUGUGACCAGACUUAAAUUCUUAUUCCUUGUGAGUUAUAAAAAAAAUCAAUCAAAAACUGCACUAUUUUUUUUAUGGCAAUGCACUAAAAAAAUUCUGAGAUCGCUCAGAACAUUUAUUUAUAUAUAUUAUAUGUAUAUAAAUAUAUAGAAAGAAGAAAAUACCAUUAUUUAAAUUGCCUUUGGGAUUAACCCUCUCCCCACUCCAUAUUCAUAUUGAUGAUAGGAAAUGUGCCAUUGAUUAUUUUUGUUAUUGUUGUUGUUUAAUACAUUAGUUUGCACAUCUGUGCAUUCCUACUAUCCUAUUCACAAUAUAUGAUGGAGUAUAAAUAUAGAAUAAACAUCUGAAAUUUCUGUUUUUCAUAAAACAAAUUGACGGUGCAGAUGUGCAGCAAUUUCACAGUCUUAUUGUUGGCCCAAUCACACAGUUGUGCUUUUUCUUCUUCCCUCUUCAUCUGGUUUCCAGUGGUCACCAGCAAAAAUACACUACUAGCAUCCUUUGGAAGAAGCUUGCUUUUUGCAAGGAAAACUGGAUGGGCCCGAGUUGUUCUUUUGUGUUUUUUAAAAAGGGUAUUGUGGCUUUCUUUGUGUUGGGACUUCUUAGUAUAUGUAAUCAGGUGAAACAACUUUUUUAAUUAAAGAAAAAUAGAAACUGCACCGCCUGAUCAUCAUACCAUUUCGCCUUUUAGCUCCCUUUAGUUAUUAUUAUUCUUUUUGUGACUUGAAUUUUAUUUUCAGCUAUUAUAUAUUCUAUAAUAACUGUAGUUUUGAGUAUAACUGUGAAAUUGAUUUUUGUUGCAUAUCUUAGGUUUUACCGUGUUCGAAGGGGGUUUUUUUAGUGUGUUUUCUGGGAAACAAGUUACUUAUACAGCAUUGGGACAGGGAGCGAAAGCUGCAGUAUAUUCCACGAUCUGUUGCUUCGAUGAUUUGCUUGCAGCCAUCAUGAAAAGGUGUAUGUGGAGUGAUGGUUUCCUUUAUGUGUUCUGGAACACAGUCAACAAUUACAGCUUUUAGAAGCAGCCAUCUUCUCUUUAAUGUUCUCAAUAUUAAGUGAUUCAUGGGUGAUCAUGCAAGGGAGGCAUUGUAGUGAAAUAAAAAACAUUGCAUACCUAGGAUAAGAGCUGAAAUUUGAUCUCAUCCAAAGACAUUUGAAAGUAAUGACCUAACACUAAUGGUCCAGUGCCACAACAAAAGGAUUUAGGACUUUGUAAAGUAACAAUAAAUUGAGCAUUGCUUUAUUUUCCAAAUAUGCUGAGUUAGAUUGUGGCUGUGACCUGUGUGCAUCAGUUGAUCACAUGAGUGGCAAGAUACUUUUAAUUUAGCACCUGACUGUAUUUCAUCAUUUCACAGUGAUUUACAGAGAUUCACUCCCCCCUCCUUCGUCCAACCAGAUCUCAGUGAUGUCGGCCAGGUCGGCAUGCUCAUCCAAGAUUAGGCCUUUUGAUGAGUCGUUCUUGGUUCCCUUCCCAAUUGACAACUACAUAUGUGCUCUUUUAUCACUCACAUCUUAAGUUUUCCAAGAAGGUGCAUAAGGAAAAGGCAAACAAUCUUGUAAAAAUAUAUUGGAUGAUUUCUUAGACAAUUAAAUCCACCAAUAAACUUUACUUUUAAAGUUUCAGCUUGAAAGAGGCAAGGAAUUGAGUAUAAUAUGGCCCAUGUUAUGUUUCUUUGCUAACAAGGCCUUUCUCUUUCUCUUUUCUAACAUCUAGUGGGGAACAAACAUCAUCUCCAUCUGAGAAUCUGAAUAUUCUCUUUCACUUGGGACUAAAAUGUAGAAUUUAACAUGAGUUUCUAACUUCAAGACUUCAGGUUCUGGCAUUUGGUAUUUAAACCUGUUGAUAAUUUAAUUUGGUUGUUUGUAAGCAUUGAUUUUUGGUUACACUAGUUUUACAUAUAAAACUCAUCUACUUUCCAGUGAAUGUUUCACAAGGAGAUAUGUAACUCAUAUGGCAAAAGCCUUUGAAUGAUUCUUUAGGGCAAAAUACAGGCAGCAAAAUCCUAACUGUGAAACCAAAUAACCCAUCCGUGUGGGUCCUCUUAUUCAAUCCCUCAUCCUCAGGUUUCUUGACUUGACUCUUUCCCAUGAAUUUGGGAAUCGAGCUCUGGGAUGCUUAGUUUUUAUAUGACCACCUACCAAAUGCAUCGAGAAUUUUUAGGCAAAACCCAUCUGCUUUUCUCUUUACUCACCGUAUUAGGUCAGUCUGUAAACCAAAUGAUACAAUUGCUAUACAGCUUUCAUUAUGUGAAGCUGUGAUGUAACCCAACAUUUAUGUGGUUACGUAUAUUAUAAUCUUUCCAACAAGAUGUGCAAUCUGUUUUUGAAUUCUUACAACUUUCAGAACUCUUUGCCAUUCAGUUCUCAAUGUUGUAUGCACAUGGGAAUCCAGAAGUAUAGAUAAAUGUCUCUUUUCCUAAA